Molecule: messenger RNA, 696 nt
Organism: Oikopleura dioica
Lineage: Eukaryota; Metazoa; Chordata; Appendicularia; Copelata; Oikopleuridae
Source: the annotation of a GenBank genome assembly
AUGGAAAACUCCCCGGAGCUUUUUGGAACGGUAAUUAUGCUCUACAUCAGCUGCAGCGUUAAUGGCAUCCCCGUCAAAGCGUUCGUCGAUUCUGGCGCGCAGAUGACGAUUAUGAGCCAAGCCUGUGCGGAGAGAUGCAACUGCAUGCGUCUCCUGGACACGCGAUUCUCAGGCAUGGCCGUUGGAGUCGGAAAACAGCGAAUUCUUGGGCGAGUUCACACUGGACAGAUUCAAAUUGGCGACACUUUCAUUCCUUCUAGCUUUUCAGUGAUGGAGGAUCAACCGAUGGAUCUGCUGAUAGGAUUAGACAUGCUCAAAAGACAUCAAUGCGUUAUUGAUUUGGCGGCGAAUGAGUUGCGCAUUGGCUCGACUGGCACUACAGUAAAAUUCUUGUCCGAAGGCGAGUUGGAUUCCAGAGCGCGGUUAGCCGGCCCAGCUGCGGAGCAAGCACAAAGCGAGGAAAUGGAAAUCGAAAAAGCCCUGGCAGCUUCGAAACGCGAAGCAGAAGAAGAACGCGCUGGUCCAUCCUCGAAACGGGCCGACACAGGAAGCAGCGUCUCCAAAGAAGUCCAACAAGUGAUGAGCACAGCAAAUUGCUCCCAAGAUGUCGCAGAAAGAGCCCUUCGAGAGACAGGAGGAAACUUGGACAGCGCAGUACUGAAAAUUCUGACAACGAGCUUUUCCAAGAAAAAAUGA